AUGAUUCGUGCAUUUGAUAUCGACACGCGUUGCCCAGCAGCGGUGACGUGUCCUAAUCAGGUUUUCCUGGAAGCAUUGACGGAUCUUGAUUACGUUGAAAUCCUUGUUAAUUAUGGAGAUAUUCAGUUUCUUGGAGCUGGUAUUGGCGAAAACUAUGAAGAAGGAUUCGACUUCGGGACGAUGGGCGUUGGGGAGAAGCGUGACAUGCGUUUCGCGCUGCGGAAUGACAACCCGAUCGAAAUCAGGAUCCGUGGAUGGGGUUCGAAUAUGUCACGGUCGUAUGUGGAGUUGCUGGGUUCGCAACGCGUUUCCGCCUUGAAUCUCUUCCAGUUGCAAGACCUGCCUCUUCUACCGAAAACGUUGGUGAUUAAACCACAUCAUUUUAUUCUCUUCCGGGUCGGGAUUUUGUCGGCGCCCGAGCAAGAAGGGAUGUAUAACGCCCACGUGUUCAUCGUGACUAGUUAUCAAGACCUGUUCGUGCCUUUUCGUCUGCGCACAGCAAAGGGGACAAUGUCUGUCCCCGGGGGAGGGAAUCUGAUUCAGCUCGGGAAUUCAUUUCCUGGGAAAAUUACUGAGAAGACAGUGAGAAUUCAUUCGACGUUCCGACACGAUCUAGUUGUAGAUGACUUCACGUCGUUGCCUUCGGAUGCGAGAUUUACCUUCCAUCCCACGGACUCGGGGAGUGCCAAGUUGACACCGGUUUUGCAGGCAGGAGAGAUUUCGCUCAUUGGACGACUGACGUACGAUCCUGUGAUUGGAUGCAGUCCUUCGUGUUAUUCGUCGCUGCACUUGCAGUCGAAACUUGGCCAAGAUUGGUUGAGUUCUUUGGUGCAUCCGCCCUCGUUGACGGAUUUGGACGUUUUUCUGUUCUCAUCCAUGAGAGAACGGUUCGAAAGGGACACGAGCGUGUCUCGUCAGCUGAAUUUCACUUUCCAGUUGGACACAAACGAGGUGAAAGGAUUCCUUUUUCGGGCCCAAACUCGACUCGCCUGGCCCGAAGUAGUGGCAAAAAAGGAGCACACGUUCCCGAUGACGCAAAUUGGGAACUCGACUUUCACGGACGUGACCCUCACGAAUCCUUCUUCGUAUCCGCUCGUAGUACAGGCCUUUUUGCUGCCGACGAAAGAUUCUUCCUACACGAGUCUGAAGAAAAUGUUGCAUCAUCUUCGGAAUUGGUUUUCUGCCGUGGAUGAUUUUGGCACAUCAGCUGCCUCAGUUUUGAUGCACGACGAUCACGAUGAGGAAGGUGUGAGCAACAGCGAGGACUCAGACCCCACUUCGAGACACGCCGGAGAGUCCUUCUCGUUCAUUGAUCUCGAUUCGGACACCACGUUGCACGAUAGCGCCCACGGGCCGUCGGCGAGUCAACCCGUGCAGCGUAUCCACAACCUUCCGAAUCUCAACGGAACGCUGUCCGUUGUGCUUGCUCCGGGAGCCAACUUGAGUCUACGCAUCUCUUUCACGCCUGACUGCGAAAUGCGUCACGAAUCGUUGCUGGUUGUUCGGAACAACUUGACGGUGUUGGAUCUGAUGUUCCUGAAGGGCACCGGGGGACAGGGUCACUUGAGGUUUGGAAAUCGAAGAGCCGGCUCCCCGAUGCCCCUAUUGUUUGACAUUGCCGUGAAACAUCUGAAGGAUUGUGACAAGGACAAAGCGCACGCUUCUGGUCCACCGAAUUUGACUGUGAAACGAAGCUUCACGGCGAGAAACACUGGGUCGUUGCCGAUCCACGUGUACGGAUUCACAAUCGAUGGGUUCGAGUGUGAGGGCUACGGGUUCCGCGUGAUGAACUGCAGGCCAGGUUUUGUGUUGCCUCCGAAUGGAACCCACAAGGUUGACAUCGCUUUCACUCCCGAUUUCACUCUGACGCGAGUCCAGCGAAGUCUCUUCAUGAGCACCAGUUUGCCUGCCGGCGUGCUCAAUUUCUCUUUGGUGGCGACUCUGCCGCCGCAGUCAUUGGCACCGUGUUGGGCCGCCCUGCCGCGUCCAGCGUGGGAAGCCAUGUUGGGCUAUGUAGCGAUCGUGGCCAUGACGGUCGUGCUCCUCUGUGUUCUGCCUGCUGCCUUUUUCGAGGCGGAUCGGAUACUCGUGAUGGCGUUUGACUUCGGAGACGAUUUGGCGUUUUUGAUGCCGGUGGAUGCGGCGAAAGCUGGGAAGGCGUCGGCGCCGAGUGAAGACGCGCAGAAAAAGAUGGUGGCGAAGCCGUUGAACCUCAAGGAAGUUGGGCGUCAAGCAGUGGAAGAAUUGGCCGAAAAUUCCGUCCGGCGUCGGACCAAUGUUUUAAAUCGUCCAAGCACACAAAAGGUUAAAGAUGGUGAAAUGAUCGGCGAGAAAAGGGAGUCGCAGUCGUUGCUUCGCUUGGCAUUAAGAUUCGUUAUGUACUUCUGGAAUGAUUCGUCGCCCGCGUGGGAGUCGGUCAAGGAAGUGGACAAAACUCCCGAAACUCCCCCUGCAACCGCGUCACACCAGAAGGACGCUGCAGGUUCUCGAUCAAAUGGCAAUGUCCUGAAACAGCAGUCUCAGCCGUCGUCGAACAACAAACGCAAAACUGGGGAGAAAACUCCAGCGGUUGUACCUGUGUGCACAGAAGUCACGAGACAUUCGGUCGCGGUUGAAACGGACAGGACUUUGGAGAUACCGGUGAAGAGUCAAGGAAAGAAGUCAAAGCGCAAGGGUAGGAAUGGAGCUGAACAGAGGAAGAAAGAUUGUACGAAGCUGGAUGAAGAUUCCUCUUCGACUACAACUGACAAUAAUUCAUUACUUGACGAUGAUUGCGACAGGGAUCUUGGCUUGAAAAAUGACGCAAUGACGAAGGGCAAAAAAGACAAGCGAAUCCAUCAUGUGGCAAGUGAACCGGUGAUUUCAGCUGUGCCGGUAACCCGAUCAGAAGGAAAACCGAAACAAAAGGUGGAACCGUACAAAUUUGAAGUCCCGAGUAAUUACGAAGCAGAACCCGUCUUCCAGCCUGCGAAAAAGUCGGAUCCGAAAGCGAAAGAAAAUGAAGCUCCGUAUUUCAUGUUCAAUCAACAGGCAAACUCGAAGACGAAAAAGUCCAACCCCGUGAAAGCUGCGGUGGAGAAAUCUAAAUCAUUCAAUGGAACCACAAACAAGCCGUUGUCUAUGCAAAGCGAGGAAUCUCCGUCGCCGGUCAGCGCUUGGGUCCUUCCCAUGGAAUCAGAUGUGGGUGCGAUUAAAAAGUCGAAAAGUGGCUCGUCGUCUUCGACGUCGUCGGACGGAUUUGCUGAAAUGGCGCGUCAAACGGAGAAGUUCACGCAAGAGCACAUGCCUUACCGGCUCAAGGAGAAAAACACGAAUGUCUUCUCAUCUAACAGCAGGGGUCUUAGUCAAGGCUUUGGAAUGCCAGAUUCUGGCCUGAGGCAAAAAGCGAAGGUGAUCCCGUUUCAGAAGAAUAUGCAGACUCAGAAGCUGUGCGGCAAUCCCGUGGAACCCAUGCGUCAGUCGAACCCAUUUCAACAAUCCCGAGCGCGUCCGGACUUGGCAGCGUGUAGCCGACAGAGACAAGCCUUCGACCAGGAACUCGGGUCAUUCACGGUACUGACCCGACCGAGCGAAACGACACCGGAACAAUUACAAGCCUUGGACAUGCUUUUCGGGGCGCGGAGGUCGAAACUGCGCGCAGAUGCAAAUGACGACGAUGACGUAUUCCGGGGAUUUGGAACUGGACUGGUGGGAGACGACAAGACGAUCAAAACGAGCCAGCAGUACGCGGAUGCCAUGUUUGCCGCACCGCCGCCGCCACCGCCGCAGCCGCCAGCAGCGGCGGCGUCGUCAUCACGCAUGAUGGACAUUUUUCGAAUGGAAAGCAGUUGUCGCGACACACCAUGGCCCGUUUCCCGUGGAUUCUUCCCCAACGACAGCGCGACGACGUCUGCGUUCCCAUUUGGGCCCUCGCGGGUGUGGGACAACGCGGAUCCUCGCGGAGAAGUCCGAGACAGUCUAUGGGAUCCCCCGUAUUGCCGUGGAGGAUCAGUUUCGCCGUUUCAGAGUAGCUCCGUGUGGGGCAAUUCGGGUCUCGGGCUCGGCGGAUCCUCUUGUUGGUCACCGAAUGUUUUGAGUGGAUGCUCGAGCUCGUCUUUUGGGAAAUUGUCGGUGUUGAUCUCGUUGAUUGUGAUGCAUAUGUCCGUGUUCACCGUCUGGAAUGCUGCCUGUUUGUGGAUAAGAGCGACGUACAAAUGGUUCCUGCGGAAAUUCACGCGUCUUUGUGAGCUGCAAAGAAUCUGCUACGGCGUCCCUGCUGGCGCCCCUCGGAUCCUCGGCGUCGAGAACAGUUUGGCGAGAUCCAGAACGAGCAUUCUGCUGCAGUUAGUGUCAUUCUUGGACGGACUUGCAGCCGAGAAUAAAUUUGGUGGGGAACAGUUGCCUCAGGUAGUGGAGUCUACCUGUCUCGCUGUGGCUUCCGUGAAACGAAUCAACCUGCGGUCACACGUGAAGUUUCGUAAGACGUUUUCCCGGUGCGUCGAAUCAAUUUGGAGUUUUCGUCAACUGGCCCAUGAAGUGGAGUGGUUGCGGAAAACGCGGUUCGACUGUGACAACCCAGUGCACGAGCACAAACUGCGACUGCUCUGGAACGAGCUUGUUCCAGAAGAACCCCUGGAAUCACGAGUGACGAAGCAGUGGGGUUACAUUGGGUUUCAGGGUGACGAUCCGGCGACUGAUUUUCGCGGCAUGGGCAUGCUUGGUCUCGAGAAUCUCCUGUACUUCGCCAAGUUCAAAGACGGCACCGGUCGUCGGGUCUUGUGUCGGAGUCAGCACCCCAAAUACGGGUACUCUUUCGCAAUCGUGGGCAUCAACUUGACGGACAUGGCGUUGGGUUUCGUUCGAAGCGGAGACGCCCGCACACACUUCUACAACACCGUGAGGCACCACAACAGGCCCUUCUUCACGAUUCGUGAUUUCCACGUGUUUUACUCGAUCCUGUUCGAGUCGUUCGAUCGGCUGUGGCAUAUGGAAAACCCCAAAGAUAUAAUGGAAUUCGGGAGAAUAGCUGAAAAGUUUGCCAAGUUGGUUAAGCAGCAAUUGACUCUAACGGAUGCGUUAUUAACGCCAGAUUUUUUAUCUGUGAAGACAUGACGAAAGUAAAAAGGUCUGAACUUUUCUGUCGCUCAGCAGCUUUGAUAUUCAGCAUUCCCAUUCAGACACGCGGCUUGAAUUUUUUUUUUACUUGUUGCACGAUUUUGUGGCAUUGGAAAAAUCUCAGGUUUAUUUGGAUCAUUA
This is a messenger RNA of Notodromas monacha, 5235 nucleotides long. NCBI's taxonomy places the organism in Eukaryota, Metazoa, Arthropoda, Ostracoda, Podocopida, Cyprididae. The record is from the annotation of a GenBank genome assembly.